Molecule: messenger RNA, 2226 nt
Organism: Leptopilina boulardi
Lineage: Eukaryota; Metazoa; Arthropoda; Insecta; Hymenoptera; Figitidae
Exons: 3
Coding region: 1-2226 (741 amino acids)
Biological process (GO): DNA repair; telomere maintenance
Molecular function (GO): DNA helicase activity
Source: RefSeq, a predicted model, not a curated record
AUGAAUUAUUUAAGAGGCAAUCAAAAACAGUUAAGAGCUGAUACAUAUGAAAGUCUUUUAGAACAUUUAGAAAAAACUGUAGAUAAUACAAGUCGCCGUGUAGGAAAAGUUGUUGUCCUUCCUUCAACUUAUCAGGGAUCACCUCGAAAUAUGCAACAGAAUUAUCAGGAUGCAAUGACAAUAGUAAGACAAUUUGGUAAACCUGAUACAUUUACUACAAUGACUUGCAAUCCAAAGUGGAGAGAAAUUACUGAAAAUCUUUUAGAUGGGCAAACUGCUUCUGACAGACCGGAUUUUGUGGCUCGCGUUUUUGAACUAAAAAAGGAAGAGUUCAUUAAUAUAAUAGUUAAAGAGAAAUUAUUUGGUGAAGUGCAAGCUUAUGUUUAUGUCGUUGAAUAUCAAAAACGAGGAUUACCACAUAUUCAUUUGUUAAUUAAAAAACCAAAUUCUAAGAUUACAACACCUGAAAUUGUAGAUAAAAUAAUUUCAGCCGAAAUUCCUGACCCUGCAGAAAAUCCACGGUUACAUGAAAUCGUCGUUGCUAAUAUGAUUCAUGGUCCUUGUGGAGAUUGGUGUUUAGAUAAGGAUGGCAAAUGCUCUAAAAAUUAUCCAAAACAAUUCAACGAUCAAACGAAUAAGGUCGAAGACGGUUAUCCAAAUUACAGACGUCGAAAUACUGUAACUUACACCCGUCGUGAUGGUUUUCAAUUUGAUAACCGACAUGUUGUUCCCCAUAAUAAGGAACUUUUAUUGCGAUUGAAUUGCUAUAUUAACGUUGAAGUUGUUACUAGCAUUAAGGCAGUGAAAUACCUUUAUAAAUACAUUUAUAAAGGACACGACGCUGCUGCUGUCGUGAUUCAAGAAGCACAAAGCAAUGAAAAUCAAGAAGUAAAUGUUCUUGAACAUGAUGAAAUAAAACAUUAUGUUGAAAGUCGCUACGUUAGUCCGCCCGAAGUAUGUGGUCGUAUAUUGAGCAACAAUUUGCAAGGUAAAAGUCAUACAAUUUAUCGACUUCCUGUUCAUUUGCAGAAUCAACAAACGGUUAUAGUAGAUAAUGUAGAUGAUCCGAAUACAGUCAGAUCUGCUUUGAAUCGAUCAACAGAACUUACUGAAUAUUUUGCUUUAAAUAAUCGAGAUCCACAUGCUAAAAAUUACACAUACUCUGAAAUUCCGUUGCAUUAUGUAUUUCAAAAAAAGGGUUCAUCUAAUGCUAACACCUGGCAAAAACGCAAAAAACAUUUUAACACCUUGGGUCGUAUGUAUUCCGUGAGUCCAUCACAACCUGAAUUAUAUCAUUUGAGAUUAUUAUUAAUAACAGUGAAAGGAGCUACAAGUUAUGAACAUUUAAGAACAGUUGAUGGUGUAGUACAUGAUAGCUUUGUUUUUACAUGCUUAAAAUUGGGUUUAAUUGAAGAUGAUGAUGAGUGGGAAAAUGCCAUGCAUGAAGCAGAAGUUUGGAUGAUGCCCAGACAAUUAAGACAGUUAUUUGUAAGAAUUUUGGUCCACUGUCAACCUGUACAUCCAGAAGAAUUAUGGGAAAAGUUUAAAGAUGCUUUAUCCGAAGACUACUCAAGGACAAUGUCUGCAGACCUAGCACAAAAGAAAGUGUACAUUCAUAUCAAUACAUUACUUACUGCUGAAAAUUCAAGUCUUACAUCUUUUCCAUCAAUGCCACAAGUAACAGAAACGGAAGAUGACAUUGAAAAUGAAAUAUUGCUAGAACAACAUCAAACAAUUGGUAGUGCACAAUACCGAAAGCUUAAUGAAAAGCAAAAAGAAAUUGUCGAUGUAGUUUUAAAAACAGUUCAUGAAGAGCAAUCAGUUGCUAAUAACAAAUCUCGAUGCUUUUUCAUUGAUGGCCCUGGUGGUUCAGGAAAAACGUUUGUUUACACAACUUUGUAUCACUUAUUACAAAGUGAAAAGAAAAAAGUUUGUACUAUGGCUUUUACUGGCAUUGCAGCUACCUUAUUACCUCAUGUUGGAAAUGGAACAGCAAAUCACGAUGAAAAUGAUUUAAAAUUACCAGAAGAAUGUAUAGCUCCUCCAGGUACAGAUAUUGCAGAAGAUACUUAUGGAAACGUAAUUAGAAACAAAGAAUUUGACAAAUUAACAAAAAUGGCAAUAUUAUCUGCUCGAAAUGUUGAUGUAGAUGAUAUCAAUAGAUCAGUUGUUGAAUUAUUGAAUGUCGCAACAGAAAAAAUUUAUACCAGUAUUAAUACGAGAUGA